ACAAUUCACACACACACACACACACACACACACUCAGACCGGCUCGCAGAGGGAGAGAGCUGCUGCUGUACUGUCUGGAAGCUCAAAGCUGCAGCAAUGGCAACGCAAGUUUUCAAAAAACAGAAAACCAUCGAGCUGAGGAAGAAGCACAUUGGACCCUCCUGCAAGGUCUUUUUCGGCCAUGACCCCAUCAAGAUAGUUCGAGCUAGAGGACAGUACAUGUACAAUGAGAAAGACGAGCAGUACCUGGACUGCAUCAACAACGUGGCUCAUGUGGGACACAGUCAUCCUGAUGUUGUCCGAGCUGGAGCCAAGCAAAUGGAGCUCUUAAACACCAACUCUCGCUUCCUGCACGACAACCUUGUCCAGUAUGCCCAGCGUCUCCAGGCCACUCUUCCUGAAAAGCUCUCUGUCUGCUACUUCGUCAACUCAGGCUCUGAGGCCAACGACCUGGCCUUGAGGUUGGCUUGGCAGUACACUGGCCACAGAGACAUCAUCACGCUGGAUAAUGCCUAUCACGGCCAUGUGUCGUCACUCAUCGAUAUCAGCCCUUACAAGUUUCACCAGCUCGCACACCCACAGCAGAGUCAGCAUGUGCAUGUGGCUCCAAGUCCAGACAUCUACCGAGGAAAAUACAGGGAAGACCACCCAGACCCUGCUACUGCCUAUGCAGAUGAUGUUAAAGACAUCAUUGAGAAAGCUCAUGCAAAAGGGCACAAGAUCGCUGCGUUUAUUGCUGAGUCACUGCAGAGCUGUGGAGGACAGGUCAUUCCACCAGUGGGCUACUUCCAGAAAGUGGCACAACAUGUGAGAGAAGCAGGAGGGCUCUUCAUUGCGGACGAAGUGCAGGUCGGUUUUGGAAGGGUUGGCAGCCAUUUCUGGGCCUUCCAACUACAAGGGGAGGAUUUUGUGCCUGACAUCGUCACAAUGGGCAAACCAAUCGGAAACGGACACCCGAUUUCCUGUGUAGUGACUACCAGAGAGGUGGCUGAAGGCUUCAUGUCAUCUGGAAUGGAGUACUUUAAUACAUUUGGUGGGAAUCCUGUAUCAUGUGCUAUUGGGCUAGCGGUGCUGGACGUGAUUGAGAAGGAAGCUCUCCAGAGUAACGCCCUGCGAGUAGGAGGAUACCUCACUGACCUGCUGGAGAAGCUCAAACAGAAACAUCCUCUAAUAGGAGAUAUCAGAGGCCGUGGCCUUUUUGUUGGAGUGGAGCUGGUGAAAAACCGGAUUGAGAGAACUCCUGCUACAGAUGAAGCUCAGACUGUCAUAUACAGACUAAAAGACCAGAGGAUUUUAUUAAGCGCAGACGGGCCGCACCGCAACGUCCUGAAGUUCAAACCACCCAUGUGUUUCACCACAGAGGACGCUGAUUUGGCAGUUGACAAAAUCGACCAGAUUCUUACAGACCUUGAGAAGGCGUCGGACCUCAGUAUGCCUGCCGACAAAGACCCUGAAACUAUUCCAAGCAAAAGAAAGGAAACCUUGAAAGAAAAUGGACAUGAGAUCCAUUCAAAUGGCACCACCGAUAUCCAUUCCAUAACAAAGACUAACAAAAGACGAAGAACAUAAUGGACUAUGAUGUUCUUUAAACAUAAAAUGUAUGCUUCUAGAUCAAGGCCAAUUUUUGGUACUUUCAUGUUUUAAUGUAUUUAUCAUGUACAAGACAAUUUAAAUGAAUGUUACGUAACAUGAACAAUUUAUUUGUGUAUAUGUUAGGGCAAAUUUGCACUGACAUGCCAAAAGUCAUGGGGCAGUUACUUAUUUCCCCAAGUCUCGUGAUUUUUCCUAUAUCUCAUAAAAGCUAAAAAAUAAAAGCUAAAGAAUGCUGCUCUGACCUGAAGUAUGUGUCUGUGGGAUCUGCUGCACUGUGGAUGUGAAUUCUGCUAGAGUCAGAUGAUUCUAGCCAGACACCACAAGGCACAAUAAUCAUGUCCUCUAUGAUUUAUUCACAGUGACACUGUGGAUUAAGGAAUGUUGAAUGCUUGCAUUAGAAAUGGAAUGUACUAUCCAUCUGCCGCUUCAUUCCUACUCUUGUUUAGUUAAUUCUCGUCACCUUGCCAUGAGCAUGUUGGCCAGUGUUCAAACCACUCCUAAGUUAACACCUCCUAACUUAUAUCUAACAUAUCCCAUGUAUAUUCCAUGACUUUUGGCAUGUCAGUGUAGUUAUUUUAAUGGUGAGGCAAAGAAGUUAUUUAUGUUGCCACAUAAUUACUAAAGAUAAAUCUCAGGUGAAAAUGAAAUUCUACAGAUGCUUUAAUCAUUCUUAAGGGAAUAGUGUCUUUACUUUAUAUAAAUUCAGAAAGUACUCGUUUACUAGCUCAUUAUGUAGAAAUGAAAAAGUAAUGUUUGGUAUUUUGUAUGUUGGAUUUAUAAUAGUAUGUACAUCAGUCGUUGGAUGUGCAAUACAAUAAUUACUCCAAAGAGGUAAUUGUGCAGUUUUUACAAGAAACACUAUGUGUGCACUUUAAUAUAUAAAUAUACAGUAUUUUAGACAAAUAUUGGGAAGGUACUUUGGGAGAUAAAUAUGUAUCAACAUUGCUUGAGGUUUUUACAGAUAUACCUAUUAAAUGUUUACUGUAAAAUAAAGUACUACCAUGGCUACCAUGGUUUUAAUUACA
Molecule: messenger RNA, 2618 nt
Organism: Astyanax mexicanus (Mexican tetra)
Lineage: Eukaryota; Metazoa; Chordata; Actinopteri; Characiformes; Acestrorhamphidae
Gene: etnppl
Product: ethanolamine-phosphate phospho-lyase
Exons: 13
Coding region: 97-1569 (490 amino acids)
Cellular component (GO): mitochondrion
Molecular function (GO): transaminase activity; ethanolamine-phosphate phospho-lyase activity; pyridoxal phosphate binding
Source: RefSeq, a predicted model, not a curated record